UAUACCAAAUAGAUAUAUAUUUUUUACUGUUUUUGAUGGUGUUACAAGAUGAUACAACUGUCACAAAAGAAGAAAUUUGCUACAGAUAAUUUUGAAAAUAGUGCAGUAUAGUAUUCCGUUAUUCCGAGUAAUUGGAUAGCCUAUCAACAAGAUGGAGAUUAACGAACCCACGUCGAAUGGUCAUGCUUCAGAUAACAACAACAUUAAAGCGAUAAACGACGAUGAGUAUCUAUCAGAUUUCUUGCGAAACCAUCGGGACUUUGAUGUUGAUAAAGUCCAAAGUGUGCGAGAAAUCCGUGAAAUAGCUGAGAACAAAUUAUCGCAGAACGCGAGCCUAUACUACAAUUGUGGAUCUGGACUCCAUGAGCAGACCCUUCUGGACAACGAGCUUGCAUUCAAACAAUACAGAUUUAGACCAAGAGUUCUAAGAGAUGUUGCCGUACGAGACAUGACCACUUCUGUAUUGGCAAGCAAGGUGGAUCUACCAUUUGGUAUAUCUCCAACAGCUCUGCAUAAAUACGCCCACGAUGAUGCCGAACCAGCUGUUGCAAGUGCAGCUCGACAUUUGAAUGCUCUACUCGUAUGUAGCACUUUUUCAAGCAAAAGCCUCGAGGAAAUAGCCGAGUCUGCCCCCAAGUCUAUAAAAUGGUUCCAAACAUAUAUCUUUGAACCGAGGGAUAUCACGUUGAACCUUGUCAAACGUGCUGAAAAGGCGGGUUUUAAAGCAAUUGUAAUAACCGUUGAUCAUCCUCUUACGCCAAAACGACCAUACAAAUACAAAUAUACAGUGUUGAAUAACUUUUUACCCGAACUCUUCUUUGGUAAUUUUGGCAUGGGUGACGAUACAGAGCCAUUCAAUGCAUCUGUAACAUGGGACGACAUUGAUUGGUUGAGAGGAGUUACAGCGCUACCUAUUGUUGUAAAGGGAGUGUUGACACCAGAUGACGCUGUGAUAGCUGUACAGCAUGGUGUACAUGGUAUAUGGGUGUCCAACCAUGGUGGCAGACAGUUAGAUGGUGCUAUCGCAUCGGUCGAUGCCCUACCAGAUAUAGUAGCUGCGGUGGAAGGACAUUGUGAAGUGUAUGUAGAUGGGGGCGUGAGACAUGGCUAUGACGUACUGAAAGCUUUGGCUCUCGGAGCGAAUAUGGUAUUCAUAGGGAGGCCUCCAAUCUGGGGCCUAGCAGCUGGUGGGGAGAGGGGAGUAAGGAGGGUGUUAGAGAUAUUGAGGGACGAACUGAGUGAGGGAAUGGCACUAACGGGAUGCGCAGAACUAAGUGACAUUAGCAAGGAAAUGGUUGUGAAAAAGACAUAUCGUUAAAAACACUAAACAAAAGAAGAAAUAAUAUACAAAUAAUAACAAUAAUAACAUCUUUGUCUACAUACCCAUGAGCUACAAUAGAGGGGUCGGGUAAAAUCUGUAGAAGUGUAUGCAUAUUAUAAAAAUAGUGACUGCCAUUGUGUUAAAUAGUGUACAAAUAGUGACU
This is a messenger RNA of Owenia fusiformis, 1484 nucleotides long. NCBI's taxonomy places the organism in Eukaryota, Metazoa, Annelida, Polychaeta, Sabellida, Oweniidae. The record is from the annotation of a GenBank genome assembly.